Molecule: messenger RNA, 415 nt
Organism: Chiloscyllium plagiosum (whitespotted bambooshark)
Lineage: Eukaryota; Metazoa; Chordata; Chondrichthyes; Orectolobiformes; Hemiscylliidae
Source: RefSeq, a predicted model, not a curated record
GAGUGUACUGAUGGUUAUGAGUGGGAUCACCAGAGGCAGCACUGUCGAGACAUCGACGAGUGUGAGACCAUCCCCGGGGCGUGUAAGGGCACCAUGAAGUGUUUCAAUCACUACGGGGGUUACCUGUGCCUCCCUCGCUCAGCGUCGAUCAUCACCCACAACGACGUGGGCCCCGAUGGACAGGGGGGUCCGAAUCCCCCACUGCCCCCGGACACUGCCUCUCAUCCGCAGUCCCCCGCUGGGGGCUCCGACCCCUGCUCGCAGGGGUAUACCCUCAACCAGGAGGAGCAGUGCGUAGACAUUAACGAAUGCCGCUUUCGAUACUGUCAGCACCGGUGUGUGAACUCCCCGGGCUCCUUCACCUGUCAGUGUGAGCCUGGAUUUACGUUGGGUCAGGAUAACCACUCCUGUGUUG